This is a messenger RNA of Fopius arisanus, 1740 nucleotides long. It is a transcript of the gene Elp3, whose product is annotated as elongator complex protein 3. Gene Ontology annotation, molecular function: iron-sulfur cluster binding; acyltransferase activity, transferring groups other than amino-acyl groups. The record is from RefSeq and is a predicted model, not a curated record. Gene Ontology annotation, biological process: tRNA wobble base 5-methoxycarbonylmethyl-2-thiouridinylation. The coding region runs from base 24 to 1676 and encodes 550 amino acids. The transcript is spliced from 5 exons. NCBI's taxonomy places the organism in Eukaryota, Metazoa, Arthropoda, Insecta, Hymenoptera, Braconidae. Gene Ontology annotation, cellular component: elongator holoenzyme complex; cytoplasm; nucleus.
AUAAUUAAACUCGAGGCCCAGUUAUGACGAGAAAAAAAAGAGAAUUUGUGGAGACGAAAGAGGAGCGAAUGGUGAUGACGAUUGGAGAAAUAAUCCAGGAAUUGCUAGUUGCGCACAACGAGCACCGAGACGUCGACUUGAACAAAUUAAAAACGAGAAUAUCAUCGAAAUACGGAUUGUCGUCAUCGCCAAGGCUCGUUGACAUCAUAGCAGCAGUUCCCAUCGAUGCCAAGAGCAAAUUGCUGCCAAAGUUGAAAGCUAAACCAAUCAGAACAGCCAGUGGAAUAGCAGUGGUUGCAGUGAUGUGCAAGCCUCACAGAUGCCCUCACAUCAACAUGACAGGAAACAUCUGUGUCUACUGUCCUGGAGGUCCUGAUUCAGACUUCGAGUAUUCAACCCAAUCCUAUACGGGAUAUGAGCCCACGUCCAUGAGAGCCAUCAGAGCUCGUUACGACCCUUUCCUCCAGACUAGACAUCGUGUUGAUCAACUGAAACAACUGGGCCACAGUGUCGACAAGAUUGAAUUCAUAGUGAUGGGAGGGACAUUCAUGUCUCUCCCAGAGGACUACAGGGAUUACUUCAUCAGGAAUCUACAUGACGCCCUCUCAGGCCACCUGAGCCACGACGUGGACGAGGCAGUGCGUUUCUCAGAGCGCAGCAAGACAAAAUGCAUUGGGAUAACCAUAGAAACACGUCCUGACUAUUGCCUGAAGAAGCACCUGUCGGACAUGCUGAGGUAUGGCUGUACAAGAUUGGAAAUUGGUGUUCAGUCGGUGUACGAGGAUGUGGCGAGGGACACGAAUAGGGGUCACACUGUCAGGGCUGUAUGCGAGAGUUUUCAGCUGUCGAAGGACGCAGGUUUCAAAGUUAUCGCCCACAUGAUGCCUGAUCUUCCUAACGUGGACAUCGAGAGAGACAUCGAGCAGUUCAUGGAGUUCUUCGAGAAUCCAGCGUUCAGGGCUGACGGUUUGAAGAUCUAUCCGACACUCGUUAUCAGGGGAACUGGACUCUAUGAGCUAUGGAAGACAGGAAGAUACAAGAGCUAUCCCCCCAGCACUCUGGUUGAUUUAAUUGCUAGGAUUCUAGCCCUCAUUCCACCCUGGACGAGGGUCUAUCGAGUGCAGAGAGAUAUUCCAAUGCCUCUGGUGAGCUCUGGGGUUGAACAUGGAAAUCUCAGAGAGCUUGCUCUCGCCAGGAUGAAGGAUUUUGGCACAGACUGCAGGGAUGUCAGGACCAGGGAGGUUGGCAUCCAGGAGAUUCAUAAUAAAGUUCAGCCGCACGAGGUGGAGCUCAUCAGGAGGGACUAUGUGGCUAAUAAUGGGUGGGAGACUUUUUUGUCUUAUGAGGAUCCAACUCAGGAUAUUCUUGUGGGACUUCUCAGGCUCAGGAUGUGCUCCAGUGAUACUUUUAGGAGUGAACUCAAGGGUCGAUGCUCUAUUGUCAGGGAGUUGCAUGUUUAUGGCAGUGUUGUGCCAGUUAAUGCCAGGGAUCCAACGAAAUUUCAACAUCAGGGAUUCGGAAUGCUGCUGAUGGAAGAGGCUGAGAGAAUCGCCAGGGAAGAACAUGGAUCUGUUAAAAUUGCAGUUAUUUCUGGAGUUGGAACGAGAAAUUAUUACAGAAAAAUGGGAUACGAGUUGGAUGGGCCUUACAUGUCGAAGACGCUGGUGAACAAAUGAUUGAGUAAAUUGAAUUUUGUAAGAAAUAGAUAAUAAAAUAAUCGUUUUGCCUUACCAUUUACUA